Molecule: messenger RNA, 468 nt
Organism: Knipowitschia caucasica
Lineage: Eukaryota; Metazoa; Chordata; Actinopteri; Gobiiformes; Gobiidae
Source: the annotation of a GenBank genome assembly
AUGGGUUGUCGUUUAGCCAAGCUGAAGAAAGCGGAGGAGAGGAGCAGCCCUGGAAACAUCUACUCCACUCUGCGGCGCCCCCAGGUGGAGACCAAAGUGGGUGUGGCGUACACCUACCACUUCCUGGACUUCCUGCUGGGCAAAGAAGUGUGUUCCUGCCUCUCCCCGUGUGUGGGCAGCUCCCCGGCCCUCACGCUCUGCCCCCUCUUCCGGCACCUUCCACAGAACGCUGAGGUCAGCAACCCGUCGCCCUAUCAUCCCGACACGCAAAAGCAGGUGCAGGGAGCUUUAGCAGAGUCCUCUUCCCAAUGCAACAGUGUAGCAGACAGCCGGCCCGGCAAAACGCCAAGUGACAAGGCCGCGUUCGCCAGGCGCUUCAUGUUUAAGCCAGACUUGUUAUGUUUGGCAAUUGCGCUGAGGCUGCCGACUUGGCCAGGGAGUGGGAAAUCUGGCAAAAUGGAACGUUGA